This is a messenger RNA of Marchantia polymorpha subsp. ruderalis, 1498 nucleotides long. The record is from the annotation of a GenBank genome assembly. NCBI's taxonomy places the organism in Eukaryota, Viridiplantae, Streptophyta, Marchantiopsida, Marchantiales, Marchantiaceae.
UUUUCUGUCGUGUUAUCUUUAAAUCCGAUCGCGCUGCCUCGUGUCACUACCUUCACCCAAUUGCUGCUGUGCUCCCAUCAUUCAUCCUCUGUUCCCUCUUCACCACUCGUUUUCCCCGUCCCUUUCUCGGCGUUGCCACGCCCUCACUCCGAUCCGGCUUUUCUUACCAUCACAUUGUCCGCCACUGUUCCGCCAGUCAGCAGCUCAUCGAUUGUGCAAUUCGCGGAAACAAACUGUCGACGUUGUGAGUGAGGGCGAGCGAAGGACCGAAGGCUCUCUGUCUGGGAGGAAAUACGAAGGCAGCUAUGGCGAGCACGGCGGUUGCGGUCGGGGGCCAACUCUCCCUCUCGCUCGGCCUCGCGAGGAAAAGUGCCCGGGGCAUCGCGGGACGGUCGGCAGUUUCUGCCGCUCCAUGCUUGGUGUCAGCACGCUUGGGUGGCAGCCCUCAGCAGGUUUCCUCCAUCGGCGUCGCUCAAGAAUCGAAGAGACGAUUCUCCAGCAUCAUCGCGAAGGCGUCUGAACAAGCUGAUGCCUCUGAGCAGGCUACCGAAGUUUUGAAAGGCGUACAAGAAUGGUGGGAGAAGGUCGAUGACAAGUUGGCGAUCGGUGGUUUGGGAUUUGCUGGUCUAAUUUUGUUGUGGGCUUCAACUGGUCUCAUUUCAGCUCUAGACAAGCUGCCCUUGGUCCCAGACUUCUUCGAGGUGGUUGGUAUCUUGUUCUCCGGGUGGUUCACCUACCGUUAUCUCCUCUUCAAACCCGACAGGGAGGAGCUCGCCAAGAUUGUCGACGAAGCGAAGGGAAAGAUCACUGGCACCGGGAGUGGUGAGCUCGAACCCCGAGCUGCGACUACGGCCACCAAAGCAGAAUCGGUUCGAUCUCCUUCGGUGGCAACAGCAGGAGGCAAGCAGACAGUCGACAGUGACUCAGAGACCACAGCGGAAGCUGGGAAGCAGAAGCUCGCCACUGCCGUCGGGGUAGCCCAGCUUCCUGCAGAGGACGGCAACGGCGUGGGAACGAGUGCAAGUGGAGACGCGGCCCAAGGUUCGACUGACGGACGAAGGCUUGGUCGUGACGAUGAUGUGAAAGCCUCACCCGACUGGCAGCCAGAAGGUGCUCCGGUCGGCGAGUGGGUCGGAUUUGCCAAUCCUGGGCCUCAAAUCGGCAUUAACGAGCCCAAUGGUACCGUCAGACCGGAUGUGUCGGUAUGAAAUGUCCGCUGAAGAUCAUGUUACAGUACCAAGUCCGACACAGAGCAGUUUAGAUUAGUGCGACAGCAUUGUCCCUCGAGGUUCAUCAAAGGAUGGCUCCUCUUUUUGUACCAUGUUUUCAGUUCCAGUAAGUCUCCAUCGGAUCUUUGUCGAUCCCCGAGAGCUGCAAUGAUCAAAUCAGUACAUACAAUCUCUGUCUACAAAGCCUUAUCUUCUGAGCCCGGGUGAACCCUUCCUCCGAAGUGUCUUGUCGUGUUUCGGUUGUCGUAAUAAAACGUGGAAAUUCGUGA